UCUCCAUCGAUCCCCCCAGCGCCAACACGUGUCUCGCAAGCGCUUCUGUCCCUGAGCCGGCGCCUUCCGACCGCCUCUCUAUCGGUCUCCCAUUCAUCGUCGACCCUAACCCUAACGCCGACCACCAUUUAAUUCAAUCCCUAGAGAUCUCGAUUCCACCGCCGACAUCGAGAAAGAGAGAAAGGAGAGGAGGAGCCGAUCGUGGAGAUGGAGAAGAGGGAAGCUUCGGCGACGAGGCCGCCGAACCCGGCGAUGCCUUACCGAGAGGACUGCUGGAGCGAGGGCGAGACGUCUUCGCUUGUCGACGCCUGGGGAGACCGCUACAUCGAGCUCAACCGCGGAAAUCUCCGCCAGAAGCAGUGGCAGGAGGUCGCCGACGCCGUCAACUCCCGCCGUGGCGCCGGCCGCCGACCAUCCCGCACCGACGUCCAGUGCAAGAACCGGAUCGACACGCUCAAGAAGAAAUACAAGGUCGAGAAGUCCCGGGUCGCCGGCAGCGGCGAGAGCCAGUGGCCCUUCUUCUCCCGGCUCGACGCCCUCGUCGGAUCUGCCCCGCCGCCGACGUCGAAGAAGCAAUCCGGGUCGCCGCCGCUUGCUCUGGCGCUCCCUUUCCAUAGGAAAGGUUCCGCUUUGCCCGUCGCCUCCGCCGUGCGACCGGCGGAGACGAAGAAGAAGCGUACUGCCGUCGCCUCCUCUGCUGUGGACAACCCUUUCUUCAGGCGCGCUGCUGCUGCUGCUGCUGCGGCUGCAGCGGCUACAGAAGAUGAUGACGAUGUCGACGACGACGAGGAAGAAGAGGAGCAGGAGCGAUCUGGCUCGCUAUCGAGGUCAUCCUCAAGGUCUGGAAGAGGUCUGAAAAGGGAGAGGGAGGAAGAGGGCAGCGGGAUUCGAGAACUGGCUAAGGCAAUCAUGAAGUUUGCGGAGAUAUACGAGAGAGUGGAGGAGUCAAAGCAGAGACAGAUGAUCGAAUUGGAAAAGCAGCGGAUGGAGUUUGCCAAGGCCUUGGAGUUCCAGAAGAUGCAGAUCGUAGUGGAUUCGCAGGUGCAGCUUGCCAAGAUUAAGCGAGCCAAGCGAUCUGACACUGACAGUUACUCUUAAUCCGCCACUAAGGAGAAGAGGAUAAAAGGUUGCUGCACCAUGGCGGCUUCUUAUUGUGUUGUGGAUGCCCUUUAGCUCCAUUAGUAAGCAGCAGGAGAUGAACAACUCAACUUGCUCUCCGCCGAACGUAGCAAAACAGUUGUCUGUCCAGAUUAGGUUCCUUCAUAUCGUGUUUAUUUUGAGGAUGGUUUUGUUUUUCUUUCAUUUAUUUGCUCUUCCAUUUCCUCUCAAGUGAUAAACUGGUCGUCUGUGUAAACUAUGCAAUGCUAACUGCCGGAUUGAAGUCCUUGGCUUAUUUUUCCUUUUA
Molecule: messenger RNA, 1405 nt
Organism: Zingiber officinale
Lineage: Eukaryota; Viridiplantae; Streptophyta; Magnoliopsida; Zingiberales; Zingiberaceae
Product: trihelix transcription factor ASIL2-like
Exons: 2
Coding region: 208-1098 (296 amino acids)
Cellular component (GO): nucleus
Molecular function (GO): transcription cis-regulatory region binding
Source: RefSeq, a predicted model, not a curated record